AGUGGGGCCUCUAUUCCUGGAGGGGGAAUACUUCUUCUAGAUCCUAGAUCUAGUAGGAGUGUUCAUAGACUCUGCAAGUCUGUACAUUCGUUAUAUUGUUAGAUACCAUUAAACGAAUUACCUUCGCAGGCAGAAUCGUAUUGUGGUACCGUCGCUAGUCUAGGAACAGUCAUGAUCGUGCUACUUCUUUGGGCCCUGAGCGUAGUUGUUGACGGCAGUCAGUACCGGUUCGACUACAGCUACCACGAAGGAACGGGGGGAUGGUUCAAAGUCCACAAGAUACCUGCCACGUGGAACGACGCGAGGGUGCGCUGUGACUUAGAAGGCGCCGUGCUCGCUUCGCCUAUAAACACGAACGUCACGAUAGCGAUGGUAGGGUUGAUGAACAGAGCGGGACUGGACUUGGCGUGCGGCGUGUACACGGGCACCAGCGCACACUACUCCAAGGGAGACUACUUCUCAAUUGAAGGAAUCCCGCUAUCGCGGAUGUCAGUGGGGUGGAUGGCUACGGAGCCGGACAACUACAAGAACGGCGAGAGCUGCAUAGUUCUGGACCCCACCGGCUCCAUCGCCGACGUCCAGUGCUCCCAGGUCCUACCCUACGUCUGCUACAAGAAAGCCGGCAGCUUCGUCCCCCUCAACGAGUGCGGCACAUCCGACAACGAGUACAAAUUGUACAAGACGACUGGCAAUUGCUACAAGUUCCACACUCAGGCUCGCCCCUGGGCCAAAGCCUUCGAGGCGUGCUCCGCUGAGGGUGGAUACCUGGCCAUCCCCAACGACAAGGACGAGGCCAUGCAUCUGAAGGACUUAUUCAAGCAGAACCUCGACCGAGCCGCCAUCACCACCAAAUUUAAGAGCGUCAUGUUCCUUGGGUUUUCGGACAUCGACAAGGAUGGGGUGUGGACUACUGUACACGGAACCAGGUUGGAGGACGUGUACUUCAAUUGGAAGAAGGGCCAGCCGGAGGGGAAAAGAGGAAGCUCGCCCUGUGGAGCCAUGUACCAAGAUGGCGAACUGGACGACUACUUCUGUGAGAACCCCGCGCCGUUCGUGUGCGAGAAGGCCGUGGACAGCUUGUUAUGAUGAAGAACAGUAUUUAACACCAGCAGACUAAGCAUGCCACUAUACAGGGGGUAACAAAACUUUGUGAUAACACUUUCGGACUAUGUGUUACUUAUAUAGAGUUCACUGUGAAAGUAGCAACCCUGAAUUUUUCCAUACAAAGAUGAAAAGAAAAAGUUACUCUUUCAGCGCUGCUACUUUCACAGCGAACUCUAUAUAAGGCACCCGUACACACCCUAUAGUAUUAUCACUUAGUUUUGUUACACCCUGCGAAUUAAUAGAAACGCUGACAGUUUUUGCGGACAAUCUGACAGAUUUUCUUUGCUAAUUCACUUUGUCUUCUUUACCGUAGAAACAUUUCUAUGGUGGCCAUGCCUGCAGUUAAAACACACUUCUCUCUAUACAAACUCUCUGAAUACAAAAUACAUGACAUGAUACA
Molecule: messenger RNA, 1504 nt
Organism: Aricia agestis (brown argus)
Lineage: Eukaryota; Metazoa; Arthropoda; Insecta; Lepidoptera; Lycaenidae
Product: C-type mannose receptor 2-like
Exons: 7
Coding region: 172-1086 (304 amino acids)
Molecular function (GO): signaling receptor activity
Source: RefSeq, a predicted model, not a curated record